AACUUGAGUUCAUCCCUUUUCGUUUAAUUGGAAGAACGAUAGAUAGAUAAACCUAUCUGUAAUGUGAUUGGUGAACGCAAUUUGAGCCCCAGAUUAGAUUCCAGUUCACCCCCAAAAAGACAUAACUCUCAUGAUUUCGUACCAUUCCACGUGGCAGUGAAAGAAUACCCAGACCCAGAACUCUUCUGCCAUGGCCAUCAACGCAAGCUCCUCUUCUGCUUAUCUUCUCCAAAAUCUCGAUCAUCACGCCAAGAAAAACUUAUUCCCGUCCUCUAAACCUCGUCAUGGUUAUGGCUAUGGGAGCUAUUCGCCAAGAACAUCUACAAUCGUGGCUAUGGCACCCAAACAGAAGGUGAACAAGUACGACAAUGGCUGGAAGAAGCAGUGGUUUGGAGCGGGAAUCUUCUACGAAGGAUCGGAGCAGGUGGACGUAGAUGUGUUCAAGAAGCUGGAGAAGAGGAAGGUUCUGAGCAACGUGGAGAAGGCUGGGCUGCUUUCGAAGGCGGAAGAUCUUGGUUUGACGCUGUCUUCCAUUGAGAAAUUGGGGGUUUUCUCCAAGGCGGAGGAGCUAGGACUGCUCAGCUUGUUGGAAAAGGUGGCGAGCUCGUCGCCUUCGGCUUUGGCAUCGGCGGCGCUGCCGAUUCUGGUGGCAGCGAUAGUGACGAUCGUUUUGAUUCCCGAUGACUCCGCCGGAUUAAUAGCGCUCCAGGCAGUGCUCGCCGGUUCGCUUGGGGUUGGUGCCGCUGGCUUGUUCGUCGGUUCAGUUGUCUUGGGUGGCUUGCAGGAAGCCGAUUGAUUUUAUUUUUGUAAAAAAAAAAAAAAAAAUUAGAGAGGGGACCAUAAUUUGUGUAUGAAAUUUGCUAUAUUAGAUUUUGCAUGGAAAAUUAAAUUAUUAUAACUUAACAAUGCAAA
This is a messenger RNA of Humulus lupulus (European hop), 912 nucleotides long. RefSeq lists its product as uncharacterized. The record is from RefSeq and is a predicted model, not a curated record. The transcript is spliced from 2 exons. NCBI's taxonomy places the organism in Eukaryota, Viridiplantae, Streptophyta, Magnoliopsida, Rosales, Cannabaceae. Bases 191 to 796 code for a protein of 201 amino acids.